Messenger RNA from Oryzias latipes (Japanese medaka), 2584 nucleotides. RefSeq names its product TBC1 domain family, member 19 (gene tbc1d19). NCBI's taxonomy places the organism in Eukaryota, Metazoa, Chordata, Actinopteri, Beloniformes, Adrianichthyidae. The record is from RefSeq and is a predicted model, not a curated record.
CCCGACCUUGGUUGCUAAGUAACCUCUGCUGGAGGCAGCCAGCUGCAGCUGCUUCCUAGGAUGCUAACGACAACAACAACAACAACAGAACAGGUGAAGCCGGAGCCCCGAACGGAACCAGGAGCAUGGAGGACGGCACGGACUUAUCCCCGAGCAUCGCGCAGAUCGUGCAGCGCCUCAGAGGAAGCCAUCUACACUCCCAGCUGGAGAGACAAGCGAAAGACUGUUUACAUCGACCCGAGAUCAAAUUGGAGUCUUUAAAAGAAGAUGUGCGCGCUUUUCUCAAAGCCUCCGGCUGGGAAAAAAGGCUGCAGAAUGCUGUUUACAGAGAGCUGCACGUCCAGCUGCCUCAGUGCCAUCCCACCACUCCCGCCGAGCAUCUCAAAGAGCCGCUGGCCUACAUGCGCAAAGCGCAGGCCAGUUGGGAGAAGCGGGUUCUCAAAAGCCUCAACAGCAUGAGUACGGAACUUGGAGUGCCUCUGGCUCGCAUGAGGCCUGCAGGCGAGCAGAAGGAUCUCACCAACAAGUGGAACGAGAUGGGCACAGACGAACCAGAUUUGAGUCGCUUCAGGCCUGUUUAUGCCCCUAAAGACUUCCUGGAGGUUUUAAUCAGUCUGAGGAACCCCAACCACGACAGCAGUGAGGACAUGACCGUCAAGAGCCACUGGGGUCUUAUCCAGGUUCCGCUCAACGUCAGAGACAUCCCCCAGCUGCGUCAGGCGUAUUCAGAACUGAACCUGAACAACGGGCAGCUGGGGAUCGACGACCACGCGCACGUCCAUCCAGACCUCUUUGAAAACAGCUAUGUUCAAAUUGGAAAAAAAGUGGUCGUGGAGCAGGACAGCGCCGCGGCACAGCAGUACAGCAGGCGGGGCUGCCCCACUGGACUUCGCUCGGACCUGUGGGCCCUCACCCUGAAUUCCACCAACCAGCCACAGGAUGUGAUGCAUUACGAGCAGCUAAAGGCCGGAGUAAUACAACAUGACCUGCUGGUAGAUUACCUUAUAUACAAGGAUGUGAAGCUCACCGCCAGCAACGAUGACUACUACUUUGUGUUUGAGGAUUUUCUCUAUCAGGUGAUGUUGUGUUUCUCCCGAGAUACUGCCGUCUUGGAGCACUUCAAAUACAACAGCGCCACACCUCCCAAGUCCUACAUCCACGGAAAAGUGGGAAAUGAAGAGUUUGCCGUUCUUUAUCCUCCUAAUGGGGUAAUACCUUUUCAUGGCUUCUCCAUGUAUGUGGCCCCUCUAUGCUUCCUGUACAACGAGCCAUCCAAACUAUACAGCGUCUUCAGGAUGAUGUACAUCCGCUACUUCUUCCGAUUGCACUCCAUCUCCUCCUCUCCCUCGGGCAUUGUGGCUUUGUGUCUGCAGUUCGAGCGGCUGCUGCAGGCUCACCUGCCGCAGCUCUUCUACCACCUCCGACAGAUCGGGGCACAGCCGCUGCGGAUCGCCUUUAAGUGGAUGGUGCGGGCCUUCUCUGGUUACCUUUCAACAGAUCAGCUGCUUCUGCUUUGGGAUCGAAUCCUCGGAUAUGAUUCCCUGGAGGUGGUUGCAGUGCUUGCAGCUGCUGUGUUUGCCUUCCGAGCAGAAAACCUGAUGGAAGUGGCCUCGCUAGCUUCAGCCGAGGCCGUCCUCGCCGACCUCUCCACACUGAAGGUUAUGCCGCUCAUCCAGAUCUUUCUGUUCGCCACGGCCAUCUGACAUUGGACGACCAAACCCCCCCCCCAAACGGAGCUGCGCAUGGCUUAUUGAGUAAAAAUGACCUAAAUACGAGCUGCACACUUUGGCUGGAGGCAAAAGGCCAAGCACACCGUAAGCACCAUCAACGGUUGAUAAAAAUAUACCAUGUCAUUAGAUAUGUGUGCAUAACCUGACUCUGCUUGAUUUGAACACGGCUCGGAUCAGCCAUGGACUGUAAAUGAGAACCGGACCGAGGGGACUUUGACCUUACCCACAGAAAAUGCCUUGCUCCAAGAUUCGCUCACCAUUUUUUUUCACGCCAUGUUGUAAUCAGAAACUAGUGAUUGGUCCGAGUCAGUCUGAGUCGACCUCUCUAUGGCGACCACUCCCGCCAAUCAGGAGUGAGCUUGUAGGAAAGCCACACCCCUACCACUUGAAAGCAAGCUAGAAGCAAUCUGUCAAAGGUUUGAAACGCUUGACAUGAGAUCACAUACUUUUAUUGAGGCAUCUGAUUGGUCAGUUUAUGGCGUGAAAAUAAAGUUGGAUUAAUAAAAAUAUGUUAAAAAGGGUUAUACUGACAAAUAUAAAUCCUGUUUAUUUCUCUCUAGAAGUCAAUGGGAUUUUGGCUUCUUGGAGCCGGCUGGUACUUCCUGUUUGGAGUGCGAAGGGGGAGGAGUCACUCAGUUCAGUCCUCGUAUACAGUCAGUGAGAUCAGCCGAGCUCAGCAGUCCAUGAAUUGCAUAAAGCAGCUUUUAUGUUGUGACAGUAGCUCCAAGCUCGCUUACCGAAGCGAUAAUUCGCUCCUGCAGAACGAUCGGCUCUGCGACUCCUGCUCGCUGUACCAGAGUCGGACCACACGGUUGCAGAUACAGAUAAUCUGUCAGAAACUGGAAAAAAAAAAA